AUGAAGAAGAAACUAUUUUUUUUAUUAGUUAUUUUGAAAGCAUUGCUUUUAUCUAAUGUGACCUCUCUCUAAAAAAGCAUAAGUUACUAAAAAUUAGAUAAAGAAUUCAAUCCUUCAUAAUGCUAAUCAAUAAUCACGAAUCUUAAAGCCAACUAAAUUGAAAAUGUUUGUGUUACUAAUGAAAUACUAUUGCAAGUUCCUCUAGAUCAAUAAGAAUCUUUUAAUUUAUUUAAAGUGGGAUUAGGUAAACCAGAGAAACUUUAAUUUGAAAUUUAAGAUAUUUCUGAUAUGUUAAGUUAAGCAUCAGAAUGGAGCAUGAAAGGAAUAUAUAAAGAAUUUGAAGAAGAAAAUAAAUAGAGACUAAGAUUUUUAUCAAACUCUGCAGAAUAUCAAAAAGAAAAUGGAGAACUAUCAAAUAGACUUAAGCUAAUUAAAAUAGUUUAGCUUCAUAAAUUUAUUGUUUUUGACAGUAUAUCCUAAUCGUCAUAUAUUUCAAAUAGGAAGCUCGAUAUUUUUAAUUUAAUUAAUUAAAUUUAAAAGUGUAAAUAGUUCACUUAUCUUUAAGUAUAAGAUCAUGAUUCCUUCUUAUUAGCCUGUGAUAAUAAAAUAGUUGAAAAGAAGGAAAAUUUAUUAAAAGAAUAUGAAUAUACAAAUGAUACUGAUUUGGGUGUUAACUAAAAAUUAGCAAUAUUAAAUAAUAAUUAGAUUUAUAUUCAUGAUUAAGAAAAGGUUUGCAAUUUAAAAGGAAAGUGUUUUAAAGUUGAUAAAAGCUAUCUGAUUAAAAAUAUAAAUCAUUUCAAUAUGGACCUAUUCUAAAUCUAAUUAAAAUCUACUGAAAGCAGUGAUAUAGAUUAUUUUGUUAAUAUCCCUUACAAUAUUUAUUAACUCAGAUCAUUUUAAAGAGACUGUCAAAUCUGUAGUUUGAAGAAUUAAAAUUGCCAACUAGACUGUUUCAACAGAAAGAAAUCUAGCCAAAAUACUACUUAGUAAUAUGAAAGCUUAAUGUACUUUGCAAUAUACUUUAUUCUUUCUAUUUUAGUCAUAACAGCAAUUGUUUGCUCUUUUCUUUUAAAUAGAGAUAAAAAAUCUUUUUAAGAAAUGAUUUAAACUGUCGCGACUUUUAAACAUCCAAUAGGUUUAUAAAAAAUAGAACUACCAUAAAUAUCUACAGAAAUAUCUUACUUAAAGUCUUGA
Messenger RNA from Tetrahymena thermophila SB210, 1194 nucleotides. RefSeq names its product transmembrane protein, putative. The record is from RefSeq and is a predicted model, not a curated record. The transcript has 2 exons. Lineage: Eukaryota; Ciliophora; Oligohymenophorea; Hymenostomatida; Tetrahymenidae.